This is a messenger RNA of Anopheles marshallii, 1365 nucleotides long. RefSeq names its product tubulin beta-3 chain. The record is from RefSeq and is a predicted model, not a curated record. Gene Ontology annotation, molecular function: GTPase activity; GTP binding; structural constituent of cytoskeleton. The transcript is spliced from 4 exons. NCBI's taxonomy places the organism in Eukaryota, Metazoa, Arthropoda, Insecta, Diptera, Culicidae. Gene Ontology annotation, cellular component: cytoplasm; microtubule. The coding region runs from base 1 to 1365 and encodes 454 amino acids. Gene Ontology annotation, biological process: mitotic cell cycle; microtubule cytoskeleton organization.
AUGAGAGAAAUUGUGCAUCUUCAGGCCGGUCAGUGCGGUAACCAGAUUGGAGCCAAGUUCUGGGAGAUCAUCUCCGAGGAGCACGGAAUCGAUGCUACUGGUGUUUACAAUGGAGAGUCCGAUCUACAGCUGGAGCGUGUGAGCGUGUAUUACAACGAAGCCUCGGCAGUUUCGCGGGCGUCCGGUGGCAAGUAUGUGCCCCGUGCGAUCUUGCUCGAUUUGGAACCGGGUACAAUGGAGGCGGUUCGUUCCGGAUCGUACGGAAAGCUGUUCCGUCCGGAUAACUUCGUCUUUGGACAAUCCGGUGCAGGUAACAAUUGGGCGAAAGGUCACUAUACCGAGGGGGCUGAGCUGGUUGAUGCUGUGUUGGAUGUGGUGCGCAAGGAAUGCGAAAACUGUGACUGUCUGCAGGGAUUCCAAUUGACCCACUCGCUUGGAGGUGGUACUGGUUCGGGAAUGGGUACGUUGCUCAUCUCGAAAAUCCGUGAGGAAUAUCCUGAUCGUAUUAUGAACACCUACUCGGUUGUACCGUCACCGAAAGUGUCGGACACGGUGGUUGAACCUUACAACGCCACUCUCUCGAUCCAUCAGCUGGUGGAAAAUACGGACGAGACAUACUGUAUCGACAAUGAAGCUCUGUACGAUAUUUGCUUCCGCACCCUGAAGGUACCUAACCCUAGCUACGGUGACUUGAAUCACCUUGUUUCGCUGACGAUGUCUGGCGUCACUACCUGCCUACGAUUCCCGGGUCAGCUGAAUGCGGAUCUGCGCAAGCUGGCCGUCAACAUGGUCCCUUUCCCGCGUCUUCACUUCUUCAUGCCUGGCUUCGCUCCGCUCACAUCUCGUGGCUCGCAACAGUACCGAGCACUGACUGUGCCGGAGCUGACGCAACAGAUGUUCGAUGCUAAGAACAUGAUGGCGGCUUGUGAUCCGCGACAUGGCCGCUACCUGACGGUAGCUGCCGUAUUCCGUGGCCGCAUGUCCAUGAAGGAGGUGGAUGAGCAGAUGCUUGCGGUUCAGAACAAGAAUAGUAGCUACUUCGUAGAGUGGAUCCCAAACAACGUCAAGACCGCCGUCUGUGAUAUUCCACCGAAAGGUCUGAAGAUGUCCUCCACCUUCAUCGGUAACACGACCGCCAUCCAGGAGCUGUUCAAACGUAUCUCCGAACAGUUUUCCGCUAUGUUCCGUCGCAAGGCGUUCUUGCAUUGGUACACCGGCGAAGGCAUGGACGAGAUGGAAUUCACCGAGGCGGAGAGCAACAUGAACGACUUGGUGUCGGAAUACCAGCAGUACCAGGAGGCGACCGCGGAUGAUGAAUUCGAGCAGGAAGACUGCCAGGAUGAGAUGGAAGGUGAAUGCGUUUGA